AUGGAGGACUAUGACUCAAUGGAAAUCUCGUUGCUGGGAUUAGACCCGUUACAAAUAUUCGAUUCCUUCGGAAACUUCAAGCCCGUUCCUGGUUACCAACGGGAGGACAGGCGACUCUUUGAGUACGGCGGGGGUCUUCAAAUACCCUCGGAAACCUUCGGGACGAUUUUAUCGUUCGAUUAUCUCUUGCGGGCACUCAUACAACAUGCGGAAGGGAUUAAAGCCGAGUUUCAAGCAUUGGAGAAGUCCACCGAGGAUGAUGCCAAUAUGCACCACGAAUAUGAGUGUGAUCUCGAGCGCUUAGAAGGGAAAAUUUGGGAAGCAACAGAAUGCUUACGCAAUGCGGAGAUCCAGCUUCCCCAAAGGCCAUUGAAAAAGAUCUAUGAUGAGAUCCGACAGAAUCCUACUUGCUUGUCAAUGAUUGUGCGGAGAGAGGUGGCUGUUGCGCUCGAAGCUGUGGAUGCUGCAAAAAGCGCUGUCUAA
Molecule: messenger RNA, 483 nt
Organism: Penicillium mononematosum
Lineage: Eukaryota; Fungi; Ascomycota; Eurotiomycetes; Eurotiales; Aspergillaceae
Exons: 2
Coding region: 1-483 (160 amino acids)
Source: RefSeq, a predicted model, not a curated record